CCUUGUGAGAAAGGUCCUUUUAAAAAAAAGGUGACACAGAUCCUUUUAUGGCGUUUUGGUUGUGAGGAGGGUAUUUUGACCAAACUCCGGCGUUGACCUUGAUAUUCCGGCCAUAAAAUGUCGCGUGCAGGUCACGUGACCUCUUAAAUGAAUUUUUAUUUUUUUUCUUCUUUUUUUCCUUUUCCCUCUUCUUCCUCGAUUUUUUCUUUCCCCUACAAUUUCCCUCCCUUAUUUCCAUUAAACAUCUUCACAUGACUAGUAGCUAUCACCAUUGAUAGCAAAUUAAUGGUGAAUUGCAAUCUGGUAGGAGAUUAUCUUCCUUUUCAUGAAAAGGAAGUUAAGUUAAUCUCCUACCAGAUUGCAGGGAAAAGGAAGUUAAUCUCCUCUCAGAUUGCAAUUCACCAUUAAUUUGCCAUUAAUGGUGGUAGCUACUAGUCAUGUCAAGAUGUUUAAUGGAAAUAAGGGAGGGAAAUUGUAGGGGAAAAGGGAAAUCGAGGAAGAAGAGGGAAAGGGAAAAAAAGAAAAAAAAUAAAUUUCAUUUAAGAGGUUACGUAACCGGCAUGUGAUAUUUUAUGGCAGGAAUAUCAAGGUCAACGUCGGAGUUUGGUCAAAGGACCCUCCUCACAACCAAAACGCCAUAAAAGGACCUUCUGUGCCACCUUUUUUCUUAAAAGGACCUUCCUCACAAGGUCGACUACUUAAAAGGACCUUCCUUGCAAUUUUUUGUUGUUCUAAAAUCUGAAUGUAGUAUUAUAAAUAGGAUAGAGGAGGCUCAUGCAAAAGCAUAAACUCUCCUUCAAAUACAACAUUUUCUUAAAUUACUCCCCUUUUUCUCUUCAAAAAAAAAAAUUAAUUGUUACAAAAAAAAGCUAGAGAAAAAUAUUUCUUGCCAAAAGAAACAAGAAUAUAGUUGUAUAUUAUUACGAGCUAAUAAUAAUGUGGAAGCUAAAGAUAGCAGAAGGAAAGGAUCCAUGGCUAGUGAGCAUAAACGAUCACGUUGGUCGACAACAUUGGGAGUUCGAUCAUGAGGCCGGAACACCGGAGGAACGAGCUGAGGUCGAGAUGGUUAGAGAGGAAUUCAAGAAGAAUCGGUUCAAGAAUAGGCAAAGUGCUGAUCUCUUGAUGAGAAUGCAGUUGAGAAAAGAAAACACAAGUUUAGCAAUACCUAAAGGAAUCAAACUGAAGGAAACAGAGGAGAUAACAGAGGAAGCAAUGGAUACAACACUCAAGAGGUCCAUCAAUUUCUUCUCCAGUAUACAGGCCCAUGAUGGUCACUGGCCCGCUGAAUCUGCCGGCCCAUUAUUCUUCCUUCCUCCACUGGUAAUAGCCUUGCACAUUACAGGAGCAACAAAUGCAAUUUUAUCUCCAGAGCACCAGAAAGAAAUCAAGCGUUACAUCUACAAUCACCAGAAUGAAGAUGGAGGAUGGGGACUUCACAUAGAAGGCAAUAGCACAAUGUUUGGUUCGGCAAUUAGCUACAUCGCCCUUAGGCUGCUCGGAGAAGGCCCUGAUGAUGGCGAAGAUAACGCGGUUGCAAGAGGCCGUCAAUGGAUCCUUGACCAUGGUGGUGCCACUGCCAUCCCAUCUUGGGGAAAAUUUUGGCUCACGGUGCUUGGAGCUUACGAGUGGGAUGGGUGCAACCCAAUGCCACCAGAAUUUUGGCUACUCCCUGAGAUUUCACCUAUACAUCCAGGGAAAAUGUUGUGCUAUUGUAGGUUGGUGUAUAUGCCAAUGUCAUAUCUUUAUGGUAAGAGAUUUGUUGGUCCAAUUACUCCACUCAUUCUGUCACUAAGAACGGAGCUAUAUAAUGAACCUUACAAUGAAAUAAAUUGGAACAAGGCUAGAAACACUUGUGCUAAGGAAGACCUUUACUAUCCACAUCCCUUAGUACAAGACAUGGUAUGGGGAUUUCUUCACAACUUUGUCGAGCCAGUACUCAACCGUUGGCCCUUCUCGAAGUUGAGAGAAAAGUCGAUGAAGAUCGCUAUGGGACACGUACACUAUGAGGACCUGAAUAGUAGAUAUCUCUGCAUUGGAUGUGUGGAUGAAUAUGUUUUUGUCUUCAGAAAUUCAAUCCUACAGAGUUCUUUGAAGAUGUUCUUAUCGAAAGAGAGUAAGUAUGUCGAGUGCACUUCUUCAGCAAUCCAAGGUUUAACACUCUUCAAGCAGCUAUACCCUGGACAUAGAAAGAAAGAAAUUGAAAAGAGCAUUGCUAAAGGGAUACAUUACGUUGAAGAGACACAAAACUCUGAUGGUUCUUGGUAUGGUUGUUGGGGGAUUUGUUAUACAUAUGGAACAUGGUUUGGAGUAGAGGCAUUAGCGUCUUCUGGGAAAAACUACAACAAUAGCCUUGCAUUGCGCAAGGCUUGUCAUUUUUUGCUCUCAAAGCAAUUACCUGAUGGUGGAUGGGGGGAGAAUUACCUCUCUAGCCCAAUUAUUGUUAAUCAAGUUUACACGAAUUUAGAAGGGAACAAGUCGAAUUUGGUGCAAACUUCAUGGGCAUUGUUGUCCCUUAUUAAAGCAGGAUUUGGUGAUGUAGAUCCUACUCCCAUAGAACGAGGAAUAAGAGUUCUAAUAAACUCACAGAUGGAUGAUGGAGACUUUCCACAACAGGAAAUCACUAGAGUAUUCAUGAAGACUUGCACCCUAAAUUAUUCUUCAUAUCGAAACAUCUUCCCCAUAUGGGCUCUUGGAGAAUACCGUCAUCUACAAGCAAGGAAACCAAUUAGGUUUUAAGCUCAAAGCACCCCGACUAAAUCGAUCUUCAAGAUGGAUAUAACAAUUCAUCUCUCAGAGAUCAAAUUCAUGUAUAAUUGACUUGUAAUAUAAUGCUAAAUUAAGUUCUAAUGAAGUAAUUAAUUAGUUAUGAGUUAGUAGAAAAACAAUAUAGUUGUUCGUUGUGUAUGUGAUGAAAUUUAAUAGCUAACUCAUUUAUAUAGUUUUUCUAGUCCUUUUAUCUUGUAAUCAAUUUUUUUUAAUCUAAAGUACUUGUCAUGUUUGUCAAACUCCU
This is a messenger RNA of Chenopodium quinoa (quinoa), 3010 nucleotides long. Its product is annotated as lupeol synthase-like. The transcript has 12 exons. Gene Ontology annotation, cellular component: lipid droplet. Gene Ontology annotation, molecular function: intramolecular transferase activity. Gene Ontology annotation, biological process: triterpenoid biosynthetic process. NCBI's taxonomy places the organism in Eukaryota, Viridiplantae, Streptophyta, Magnoliopsida, Caryophyllales, Amaranthaceae. Bases 937 to 2736 code for a protein of 599 amino acids. The record is from RefSeq and is a predicted model, not a curated record.